Messenger RNA from Rotaria sp. Silwood2, 399 nucleotides. Lineage: Eukaryota; Metazoa; Rotifera; Eurotatoria; Philodinida; Philodinidae. The record is from the annotation of a GenBank genome assembly.
AUGUCAUAUACAAAAUACGGUAUCGAAAUUGCUACAAGUCAUGAUAUUACAGGCGAUCUUUAUAGUGCCUAUAUGCAAGUUGAUGAGAGAAUGUUUUUGAAAGAGUUCUCUUUUGAUGAUUACAUAAAUUUUGACAAUACUUACCAAUGUUUUUCAAUGAAUAUUCCUCGGUUUGUUCAAGCAUCGCUUGAAAUCAUUAAUCCACUCGAUGCAUUUCUUCAAGCAAAAGCAGCAUAUGAUGCACAAAAUAAUGGUAACCGAAUUCAAUAUCAUCCACGUUCAUAUCAUCAUCAACCUCAUUAUCAGCAACCAUAUUUUCAACAAUUGAAUCAUCAGCAACAAUAUCCUCAACAACCCUCUCAUCAAGAACGAACUCGUGAACAGCAAGAUCAUCAAUAA